AUGAGGGAUUACACGGGCAACAGUGGCGCAAUGGAAGGACGACUGGAGCUUCAAGUAACGGAGGGUUCGCUAUUGCAUGGGGGUAGCAGUGACGGGCGGCCGCGCGAAGGGGGACGGGGAGUCGGAGCGGGGAGGGGAGGCGCAGGGAUGGGAGGGGGAGGGGGGAUACUAGCUCGUGAGAUUUGGGUUUGGCGGAAACCAGGCGAGCGGAAGGAGUGGGGGGAGCAGGGAGCGGAGCAGGAGGGCGGCGGAGGGGAGAAGGGGCAGGCGGAGGGGUGGAGACGGGCGGGGGAGAGGGAAGGGGGAGAUUACGCGAAAAGGGCAAGAGGGCGGUCGCAAGGACGGGCUGAAGGAGGGGUGCGCGUGCGGGGGGGACGCGGGGGAGGGCGCGGUGAGGGGCGGGUGCGGGUGAAGGCAGCAACGUGGGAGAGCAUUGGCACGGGGGAGUGGGGGACGGGGGAGGAGGAAGCGGGUGCUGGAGAGAAGGGGGAUGGGGAGGAGGGUGCUGGGGAGAAGGGGGAGUGGGAGGUGACGGAAGUGGAGUUGAUGGAAUGGGAGGGGUUGGGGGAGGGAGCGGGGAAGGGUGUGGGAAAGGAGGAAGAGAAGGAGGAGGAGGGGGGGGGGGAGGAGGAUGAUGAAGAGGAGGAGGAGCAGGAGAACAAGGGCACGUGA
Messenger RNA from Closterium sp. Yama58-4, 672 nucleotides. The record is from the annotation of a GenBank genome assembly. NCBI's taxonomy places the organism in Eukaryota, Viridiplantae, Streptophyta, Zygnematophyceae, Desmidiales, Closteriaceae.